AUGGCGAUGAGAUACUUCAAAGUCAUCAAGGAGAGAGUCCCUUUCACCAAGCACGCGACGAAACCACACAAUCCAAUUUUAACUGACGAAGAAGAAGCGUUUCUUAGCCAAGUUGCUAACUCCCCCGAGAAAACCAGGGUGGAUGAUGGUGGCGACGCGCAGGUCGCGUUGAUGAAUGGUGCGCAGAAUAUACCCUUACCGGCGUCUCCGGAGGAAGAGGACGAUUUGGACAAAGAGUUUGCGUUCGAAGGGAGUAGGGCGAGAACUUCUGAAGAGGUAAAAGGGGAAGAAAAGUCAGUGGCGUCGCCAAAGAAAUGGAGACGUUGGAGUUGGAUGCCGGGUAAGGAAGUGCAUGAUAAGACGGGAAAAGAUAAGGCUGGAGAGGAGCCCCCUGUAGCCGCAGACGACGAGGUUAAGAAAGAAGAGCAAGAUAUUUCCGAAGUUCUGGAAAAGCUGAAUCUCGCUGCGAUAAACAACCGAGUGUUUUCGAUCAGCGACGAAACUCAAGAGCUGUUGGAAAAAUUCAAGCUUGUGUUCAGGGACCUGGUAAACGGCGUCCCGACCGCGUAUAGGGAUCUGGAGAGCCUCCUUACGAAUGGGGACAAACAACUGCAAAGCACGUUUGACCAGCUUCCCGACUUUUUGAAGAAGUUGAUCGAACAGCUACCGGAUAAAGUGACAGGAAAGUUUGCACCGGAGAUAUUAGCUGCUGCGGCAGAACGCGCUGCUCAGCAUGGGGUCAACGUAGAAAAUGCGGGCAAGGCUGCUGGUGCGGCGAAGAAGAUGGGGUUCAAGGUGCCCAGCCUCAAGGAGCUUGUGGGAAAGCCGGCUGCGAUUGCGGGAAUGUUGCGGUCUAUUAUGACAUUUUUGAGGGCCCGAUUCCCGGCGCUUAUGGGCAUGAAUGUCCUGUGGUCAUUGGCAUUGAUGGUUCUCCUUUUUGUCCUAUGGUACUGUCACAAAAGAGGCCGCGAGGAGCGUCUCGAAAAGGAGCGCAUUUCUCGAGAAACAUCUGCCUCCAACCUUGACAACACAGUUGGGCCGGCAGAGAACCUCAUCAUCACUUCUGCAGAGAACGCACCAAUGGAAGCCGCUGAAACAGAAGGUGAAGGCGCCCAACAAGCACAGCGGGCCCCGGUAUCGUCAGGAGAAGGCAGAGGGCCGGUCGCCUCGCUCCCUGCAUUUACCAAGAAAACACGUCGCAAGACAGUUGAGCCGUAUGAGGGGACGUAA
This is a messenger RNA of Coccidioides posadasii C735 delta SOWgp, 1230 nucleotides long. RefSeq lists its product as uncharacterized. The record is from RefSeq and is a predicted model, not a curated record. Lineage: Eukaryota; Fungi; Ascomycota; Eurotiomycetes; Onygenales; Onygenaceae.